AAGCCUGACUAAAGAAACACCCCCUUGGGAGGGAACGACAUCCGGUUGCAAGCCUUACAGUUCAUUUCCGCCCUUCACUGCGUCUCUGCUGCGUCAUUUCCGGCAGCCUAGAGUGUCUCCGCCCUUCCCGCCUCCCUUCCUCCGAGCGUCUUAAACACAGGCCUCCGGCCUACAGCACUGGGGGUACUUGGGGGGUGGGGGGGCAGGUCUGAUGAGUAACCCCUCCCCCCAGGUCCCAGAGGGAGAAGCCUCUACUUCUGUCUGCCGGCCCAAGAGUUCCAUGGCCUCCACUUCCCGCCGGCAACGCCGAGAGCGUCGCUUCCGUCGUUACUUGUCUGCAGGACGGCUGGUCCGGGCCCAGGCCCUCCUCCAGCGACACCCAGGCCUUGACGUAGAUGCUGGGCAGCCCCCACCACUGCACCGAGCCUGUGCCCGCCACGAUGCCCCUGCCCUGUGCCUGCUGCUUCGGCUGGGGGCUGACCCUGCCCACCAGGACCGCCAUGGGGACACAGCACUGCACGCUGCUGCCCGCCAGGGCCCUGAUGCCUACACAGACUUCUUCCUACCAUUGCUGAGUCGCUGUCCCUCUGCAAUGGGAAUAAAGAAUAAGGACGGGGAGACCCCUGGGCAAAUUCUGGGUUGGGGACCCCCCUGGGAUUCUGCUGAAGAAGAGGAAGAAGAUGAGGCUUCCAAGGAGCGGGAAUGGAGGCAAAAGCUGCAGGGAGAGCUGGAGGACGAGUGGCAGGAGGUCCUUGGGAGGUUUGAAGAUGACAUGUCCCAUGAGACCCAGGAACCCGAGUCCUUCUCAGCCUGGUCAGACCGCCUGGCCCGGGAGCAUUCCCAGAAGCACCAGCAACAGCAGCAACUGGAAGCAGAGGGAGCCCACAGACCCCAGCGGGCUGAGGGCUCCAGCCACAGUUGGCAACAGCAGGAGGAGGAACAGCGGCUCUUCCGAGAGCGAGCCCGGGCCAAGGAGGAGGAACUGCGUGAGAGCCGAGCCAGGAGGGCCCAGGAGGCUCGUGGGGACCAAGGGCCAGAGCCAGCCAGGGCUGGGCCCAGGGCGGAGCAUACAAGAGGGGCAGGGAGGGGCAGACUCUGGCGCUUUGGCGAUGUACCCUGGCCCUGCCCUGGGGGAGGGGACCCAGAGGCCAUGGCCGCAGCCCUGGUGGCCAGGGGCCCCCCCUUGGAGGAGCAGGGGGCUCUGAGAAGGUACUUGAGGGUCCAGCAGGUCCGAUGGCACCCUGACCGCUUCCUGCAGCGAUUCCGGAGCCAGAUUGAGACCUGGGAGCUGGGCCGUGUGAUGGGAGCUGUGACAGCCCUUUCCCAGGCCCUGAAUCGCCACGCGGAGGCCCUCAAGUAACCCUAUGGACAGCGCAAGAAAUGGGAGGGUGAAGCCUUGGGUGGGGCAGAAGGAAGGGGAAGGUCUGGGGUGGGGUUGACAAGAAGGAGGCAGAUGCUGCACAGCAGAGUAUACUGCGAGAGAGGAAAAUUUGUAACAAGUAGGGGUGGGGGGAUGGGGGCCACCACCACUGCUCCUUGACUCUGCCAUUUCCUAAUAAGACCUAGUUCCACAUCUCA
Messenger RNA from Loxodonta africana (African savanna elephant), 1578 nucleotides. It is a transcript of the gene NFKBIL1, whose product is annotated as NFKB inhibitor like 1. Gene Ontology annotation, molecular function: protein binding. Gene Ontology annotation, cellular component: nucleus. The transcript has 4 exons. Gene Ontology annotation, biological process: negative regulation of toll-like receptor signaling pathway; canonical NF-kappaB signal transduction. NCBI's taxonomy places the organism in Eukaryota, Metazoa, Chordata, Mammalia, Proboscidea, Elephantidae. The record is from RefSeq and is a predicted model, not a curated record. Bases 212 to 1360 code for a protein of 382 amino acids.